AUGAGCCCUAAAGCUAAACUCUGCCGUCACGCCCUUCCUUCCUCCACCUUCCCACCGACAACAGACCGCAACAGCAGCAACACUGCACCGCGCUUCUUCUUGCGCGCUCCGCAACUAAUUUGCCCCCAAGACACUUCCAAGCUCGAGGUGGGAAAUUUGGCACCCUUUGUUGUCAAACUCCAACUUGCUCACUUCUUCGUCACCACCGACACCACCGCUCCCCACCCCGCUCCGUCACGCGCCAAAACACCAAGAACGGUAGAAAUACCGAGCCGUCGCGCCAUCAGCGGUAGUGUCAUCCUCCUCGACACCGACAUCGACCUCCCAUCUUCCCCGACACGAGCGUUCUCGUGA
This is a messenger RNA of Ramularia collo-cygni, 354 nucleotides long. RefSeq lists its product as uncharacterized. The coding region runs from base 1 to 354 and encodes 117 amino acids. The transcript is spliced from 4 exons. The record is from RefSeq and is a predicted model, not a curated record. NCBI's taxonomy places the organism in Eukaryota, Fungi, Ascomycota, Dothideomycetes, Mycosphaerellales, Mycosphaerellaceae.